AUGGCUGAACCUACAAAUAAUGACAUCGAUAUGGUGGAUGAGGAUUUCGAUGACGCUGAAGAAAAUGUUAUUGACGUGCCGAACUCAACCAAUCAACAACCUACUUCAGGUGAAACCCAAGAAAAACAGUCGAAGGAAGAAAAGUCAAAGCAAAAACAACAAUCGCUAUCUGCAGCUGCGGCGGCUACGGCAGCGGCAGCCUCGUCAUUAAUCCCCGACUUGCCUGACCUUACACGUAAAGAUAAAACGCUCAAGGAAGUUCUAGAUAUGAUGGACGAUGAGUUUGCACCUAUCAUACCUGACGCCGUAACAGAUUAUUACUUGGCAAAGAACGGAUUUGAAUCGUCGGACGUGAAGAUAAAAAGACUCAUAGCAUUAGCCACCCAAAAGUUCGUUAGUGACAUAGCACAAGAUGCGUAUGAGUAUAGCAGGAUUAGAAAUGCCAGUGCCGUUUACAACUCCUCUAACCCCCAAGUGAGAGCAAAGCAAUUACUCCAGGGACAACAAUAUGCUAACCAACAAACAUUAGCAGGAAACGGUAAUGCUAAUGCAGAGAGCGGUGAGCAGCAAACAUCUCAACAAUCGCACUCCACCGUUGGCAAUCAGCAAGGGAAGGUGGUGUUGACCAUGGAAGACCUUAGUAAUGCGCUAAGCGAGUACGGUAUGAAUGCUUCUAGACCAGGGUUCUACAGGUAG
Molecule: messenger RNA, 696 nt
Organism: Lodderomyces margitis
Lineage: Eukaryota; Fungi; Ascomycota; Pichiomycetes; Serinales; Debaryomycetaceae
Exons: 1
Coding region: 1-696 (231 amino acids)
Biological process (GO): transcription initiation at RNA polymerase II promoter
Cellular component (GO): nucleus; SAGA complex; transcription factor TFIID complex
Molecular function (GO): promoter-specific chromatin binding; RNA polymerase II general transcription initiation factor activity
Source: RefSeq, a predicted model, not a curated record